Messenger RNA from Fusarium sp. VM40, 2694 nucleotides. The record is from the annotation of a GenBank genome assembly. NCBI's taxonomy places the organism in Eukaryota, Fungi, Ascomycota, Sordariomycetes, Hypocreales, Nectriaceae.
AUGGCGGCACAUGCAAUCCCCAACUACAGUCGCGAUGUCCGUCAUGGCAAGUCUGGCUCGGGCUCGUCACUCGGCUACGGGCCAGUCCCCGGCUCGCCAACUCUCACGAACCCCGAUAUGAUCUUACCCGAUUACGAUUGCAAUGUCUCCCUCGAUGGUCGCUCACAGUCGCCUCUCAGGAUAUGGAAUAAUCCCCAAACUACCGAUAUGCGCUUCCAUCUCCCUUCCACGCAAAACCAAUUUAUCGCCGGACCCAUCACUCCUUCUACGCCAAUCAUAUAUGGAAACGGUACUAUGCUGUCGGAUAUUGGAGAGGUGACAGAAGUCGAGAGUGUGGUGGGAAAGGGGCGGCGCGGCUCGCAUUUGUCCGUUUACAGCAAUGAGGAUCACGUCCUGGGCUCUUCGCCCACCAUGGGCGUAUCGCGCAUCAAAUCAAGAUCACAGAUCUUGCAGCGCGAGAGAAAAUCAUCGAUCGAUUCUAACAGCACAAUUACAUCGCAAGGCCGUGCGGCAACGUUCGGCGACUUUGACGACUCCGCAAGUGUCGACGAUGUUCACUUCCAGGGCGACGACGAGGAGAGUAUGGCUUCAUCAUAUGUUGAGGGAACAGCUACACAAGAACCCAUGCACGUACUCGUACAUCGUGCCCAGGAGACCGUAGAACAACGCUAUUCGACCAGUUCUCUUGGUGAAAGGGCGGAGCAGAUUCUGGCAAACGCCAAGCAAAGAUUAACGAAAAUGGAGGGAAAUCUAUCAAGAGCAAGAAGCUCUUUAUAUACGCCAAUGUCGGACGGCUCGACUCCGUCUCCCCCAAUUGUGCGGCCUGCGACAUCCUUACGAGAGUCUACUACACAGGACUCAGCUCAAGGGCAUUCUAGGAAUACCAGCGAGAACAACUUACAAAACGCCCUUCCUAGCCCAGGGUUCCCGCAACGAUCAGCCAGUGCCCUCGGAGCUGCUGGAGGCUAUCGCCAGCCAUUAACUUCAUCCAGAAGUGCGGAUACUCUAGGAAUAGGCUACGGUGCCUCCUCUUACAGGAGUCCUACAGGCGUUCUUGAUCCCACGCUGGAAACUUUGAGCGAAGAUGAGGGUGGCGCGAACGGGGACAGUCGACGCAGCUCUUAUAAUUUUAACCAGCUUAGUCCGUCUUUCGGAUCCAUGACAGACACGGAUAUGCCCAGAUCUGCAUCAGUUGCUCAAGUCCGCGAUUUGAAGCAUCAAAUGAAGGAUUUAAAGGGAAAGAUUUCCAACCUCAAGGAGCAGGCAAGGGCCGACAGCUUGAAACGCCGUAGUCUGCAAAGUCUGAGGACUCCCAGCCCGUUCACCCACGCACGAUGGGAUCAAGGAUUUCCGGAGUCUCGAAAAUCCCAAGAUACUACACCGGAAACUAGUCCCUUUCUACCACCUUGGAAACAGGAGUCCCAAGAUAAGACGAAUGAUCAAAUUUCACCUAAGCAUGAUACAAAUGGUGCUUCUGAGUUGGAACAAACCAAGGCGGCAGAUGACGAGUACGUGGAUGCUGAGUACGAAGAUACCCCCAGCGGCCCUGAAAUGUCGGGCGAUGCUAUAAUCCACGAUGAUGUGGUGUCUCCUCGACUAGCUGCAGAACCCGACCUGGGAGACAAACUUGACGCGCAAGACGACGACGACAUGAUUGAUGACGGCGAAACAUGGGAAGGGGACUUGGAACAAGACGGGGAAGAGGUGAAGCAAGUAGAGCAACAACACAACCUACAAAACGGCGGGCACGCAAACGAUAUGGACGAUGACGAUGACGACGAGUUUGUGGACUUUGAGAGCGAAAGCGGCGAGUCAUCAUACCACGAUGCAUUCCAAGUUCCUGUGUCUCACGAGGAUCGCGAGGAUGCCUUCGACUACGAGCAUUUCUUCUUGCACUCAGCAAUGGGAUCGAUGAGCCAGCAUCGACGAGAUAGUUGGAGCAGUGUGUGCUCGGGUGAUUCUGUUGAGACAACCCGUGGUCCAGUUCCUGCUCCAGCUACCGAUUUCGACUCUGACCAUGAACGAAGGCCAAGCGUUGACACCAUGUCAUCCUUCAGCUCGUUUACCACAGCCACCGAAGGUCGUUCGAGUCGAAGUUCAAAUCUUGAUGAUACUACAGAGACCGUUGUCGAUGUACCAGAUGAUUCCGGCGGGCCUCGGAGUUCAAAGCGCACGACGUUUGGGGGCUUCAAGUUCCCUUUGUCGAAGCCCAAUGCCAGGAAUGGUUCUGUUGAUUUACAUCAAAACCAACCCCGGCGUGCUACAGUGGUUCAUCGACCUGCUAGCAGCGCAGCUACCUACGCACGCCAUCGGCCUUCGGUGUCGUCGUUCGGAUCUACGGGAACAAAUCGAAGCUUCCCACUUGUUGACAAAAGCAAGGGGGCCAACGGGAUCUUGACGCCUACUAGCAGCACUCCUGGGGCAUCGCCCGACUCGGAGCUCAGGCAGAUCUCCCAAAAUCUGCUAAAUGAAGCAGCGAGCCUGGGUGGCAUUGAGAACGGCCAAAACAACGGCAAUGCUUCCGCUGUGCCGGGGCUUGACAAGGAGAGUCAGAUCUUGGUAGAGAGGCUCGUGGCCAGUCUUGGGAAGUGCGUCUUGGGGUUGACAGAAUCCUCAAGGGCCGGUUCAGAGGCGCGCAUGUAUCGCCGAAGGAUUGAUACCGCCCGACGCAUACUCGAAGGCCUUGAAGACUGA